GAGAGAUAGAGAGAGAGAGAGAGAGAGAAACACGGCCACAGAAGAGAGACGAGAGAAGAACCUCAGUGUCUGGUUUUUGGCGUUUUUUCUGAAAACAUCGUGACGCUGAUAAUCUCCCAGAGUCACAGGACCAGGCUCGGUUCGGAUCAGUUGUGUAUUUUGGAGUCUUUUUUUUUUUUUCGUGCGUGGAAGGGGACCGGUCACAGGAGUCGGGGGGUUAUGAGCCGUCCGAAGCCGCGUCGGUGCGUCGCUGUCCAGGGUCCUGAGUGAGACAGAGCCAGCGGAGCAACCACGGAGCCUGACAUCACCCGGCGAGGAGGAGGUCCUUUUGCAGCGCUAGUGGGUCCCAGUUUUAUACGAUGACAGUGUAGAAGCUCUCAGGAUCCUGAGAGGAGAGAUGAGCUGGAUAGACCUGAGAGAGUUGAAAAGCUCGGGAGCCAUGGAGUUGAGGGUGGGGAACAAAUACCGCCUCGGGAGGAAGAUAGGGAGCGGAUCCUUUGGAGACAUUUACCUCGGUUCUAACAUCGCUACAGGAGAGGAAGUAGCAAUCAAACUAGAAUGUGUGAAAACCAAACAUCCACAGCUCCACAUAGAGAGCAAGUUCUACAAGAUGAUGCAGGGCGGAGUGGGAAUCCCGUCUAUCAAAUGGUGUGGAGCAGAAGGCGACUACAACGUCAUGGUUAUGGAGCUGCUGGGCCCCAGUCUGGAAGACCUGUUCAACUUCUGCUCCCGCAAGUUCAGCCUCAAAACAGUCCUGCUGCUGGCCGAUCAAAUGAUCAGCAGGAUUGAAUACAUCCACUCCAAGAACUUCAUCCACAGAGACGUGAAGCCUGACAACUUCCUGAUGGGGCUUGGCAAGAAAGGCAACCUGGUCUACAUUAUUGACUUCGGCCUGGCCAAGAAAUACCGCGACGCCCGAACGCACCAGCACAUCCCCUACCGCGAGAAUAAGAACUUGACCGGCACCGCCCGCUACGCCUCCAUUAACACCCACCUGGGCAUUGAGCAAUCGAGACGAGACGACCUGGAGUCUCUGGGCUAUGUUCUCAUGUACUUCAACCUGGGCUCUCUGCCCUGGCAGGGGCUCAAGGCCGCCACCAAGAGGCAGAAGUAUGAACGCAUCAGUGAGAAGAAAAUGUCCACCCCCAUAGAGGUGCUCUGCAAGGGAUACCCCUCGGAGUUCUCCACCUACCUGAAUUUGUGUCGCUCAUUGCGGUUCGACGACAAGCCAGACUACUCAUAUCUGAGGCAGCUCUUCAGGAACCUUUUCCACAGACAGGGCUUCUCCUACGACUACGUCUUUGAUUGGAACAUGCUGAAGUUUGGAGCCAGCAGAACAACAGAAGAUGGAGAUAGGGAGAGGAGGGAGGGAAAAGAGGGGGAGGAGCGGGCAGGAGGGGGCCAAAGAGGGGCUGGAGGUCGAGCUUUGCCACCUAAUCCGAACCCGUCAGGAGCCAACAGAGUCAGGAACGAGGCGGACGCAGCCCCUUCAAACCCAGCCACACGAGGGGUCCAGCAGUCAGCAGGUAACCGCUCCCCUCAGGCCGGCAGAGCGGAGCGGGCCGAGCGAGAGAGGAAGGUGGCCAUGAGGCUUCACCGCGGGGCCCCCGCCAACGUCUCCUCCUCUGACCUCACCGCACGCCUUGACCAGUCGCGCAUCACUGCAUCACAGGUCAGUGUGCCGUUUGAACAUCUGGCAAAGUGAGUUUCUACUGGCUGGCCUGCAGGUCAGUGACAGCAGCUGCAGGGUAUGAAAUACCCCUUACUUUUCAAGCAUAUGAAUGAAAACAUAAGUGAUGGAAGGAGGACAAGUGGAGCAGGAGGAGGCGUUGCGGGCCCUCACAGCGGGGAAACGAGGCCAAUUGUGUGUCUGUCAGUAUGCUGUGUGAACACUGAGGAGAAACCAGCCGGACAAACGGACUUGUUAGCUAGAACUGGUUUGUAUGACUUUUUUGUGGAUGCGGCGUGAAAAAAGUGGGGGAAACAACACACAGGCCCCGCCCGUUCUUCAUUCAUAUCCACCUGUCCAUCGACUCAGAGGUUCAACUUGCAAAAAAAAAAAAAAAAAAAAAAAAGACAAAAUGCACAAAAUGAACUGCAUUUCAGUUAUUCUGUGAUUUCCACCUGUGAUUUAAGAAUAAGUCAUCAACCUGCUAACGUCUGAGAGCUUCAUCUGCUGCUUAUGGUGUUCUUGAUUAUAUAUAAAUAUGUAAACAGCUAGGGAGGCGAACCCAAAACAACAGAGUUUUUAAGAAGAGAAAAGAAUCACAGACUGAAUGUGAGGAGUGUGGAGUGACUCUCUGGAUGGGAAUGAGGCUGCUCGUCAGUAAAUGUCAAUGUCAACGUGUUAUUGUCCUAAGUGUUCGUUUUGCUGAUAUCUUUGCUUUAGAUGAAAGGAAGAAUGAAGUGUCAGAGGAGUCGGGUGUUCAUAAAUUAUCCUUGAAUAUAAGAAAUGAUAAGUCAACAAUUAGAACUUGUUGUUUUUCAGCACCUUGUAACUAACUUAUAUGAAAUGCUGACAGGGAAAACGUAAUCACUGAAUAUGGAAAUUAAAGGAAGAGGAGGAAGACCACGAUGAGUCGAGGACAGAACAAAAGGGAGCGGCAUGUGGAUUGUAUGAUAAGAUAAAGCCUUAUAGUCCCGCUUUUAAGUCAAGGUGUGAAUAGAGAAAGUUAUAAGAUCUUGGUGAUGAACCAGUCUGGUGUAACUUCUUUAUUUUUUGUCCUUUACUUUUCUUUGAUAAAACAUGUAAAAAUGUGUACAUACCUAUUGCCAGAAUGUGAAAUAUUGUGAAAAGAUGGAGCUGGAGAGAAGAGUACUUCUUGACAGCCUGGGGGCAAUAGCGAAAGAGAAAAAAACUUUUACCUUGAGAGUCAGCCACAAGUGUGUUUUUCAUUUCUCCUGUGGCAGGCAAUGACAGAGAGGUUUAACAUGAAUGAAUGUGAAGGAUUGCUUUGACCCCGGGCCAGUCAGGAAGAACGGAUGUCAGGGAUGAGCAGUCUGAUGUCCUGUACAUUUCUUUACCAUGCUUCAACUUUAUAACUAUGAUAAUUGUGUAUAUUUUCGGAAUCAAUAAAGAUAUACACAUCAUACAGA
Messenger RNA from Labrus bergylta (ballan wrasse), 3096 nucleotides. It is a transcript of the gene csnk1e, whose product is annotated as casein kinase 1, epsilon. The record is from RefSeq and is a predicted model, not a curated record. Gene Ontology annotation, biological process: signal transduction; peptidyl-serine phosphorylation; positive regulation of canonical Wnt signaling pathway. Lineage: Eukaryota; Metazoa; Chordata; Actinopteri; Labriformes; Labridae. Gene Ontology annotation, cellular component: nucleus; cytoplasm. Gene Ontology annotation, molecular function: protein serine/threonine kinase activity; ATP binding.